CACACAUCGCGCAUGCGCCGCGGCCGGUUCCGGUGCGGCGCUUCCGGGUCGGGCCGGCGCGGCCGCGGAGCCCCCGCCAUGGCCACGCUGUUCCCGUCGCUCCUGCCGCGCCUCACCGAGCCCCUCUGGUUCAACCUCGACCGCCCCUGCGUGGACGAGACCGAGCUGCAGCAGCAGGAGCAGCAGCACCAGGCCUGGCUCCAGAGCAUUGCCGAGAAGGACAACAACCUGGUGCCCAUAGGAAAGCCAGCGUCCGAGCACUACGACGAGGAGGAGGAGGAGGAUGAUGAAGAUGAUGAAGACAGCGAAGAGGACUCUGAAGAUGACGAGGACAUGCAGGAUAUGGACGAGAUGAACGAUUAUAACGAGUCUCCUGAUGAUGGGGAGAUCAAUGAGGUGGACAUGGAGGGGGCAGAGCAGGAUCAGGACCAGUGGAUGAUCUGAUUCUGCCACGACCACACCAAACCGGAGCUGGGGAGAGCCCUUGCCCCCCGCGGCUCUGGGGGGCAGGUCAGUGAAGCUCCUCCUGCCGUGGGUGCUGUGUGGGGGCCUUGGAGCGGAGCCCCCCUGGGGGAGCCGGAGGGGCGGCUGUCACCCGGCACAUUGGGGCUGACACGUCUUUUCUAAUAAACUCAGUUUACAAGAAAAC
Molecule: messenger RNA, 649 nt
Organism: Chiroxiphia lanceolata (lance-tailed manakin)
Lineage: Eukaryota; Metazoa; Chordata; Aves; Passeriformes; Pipridae
Gene: ANAPC15
Product: anaphase promoting complex subunit 15
Exons: 4
Coding region: 13-444 (143 amino acids)
Biological process (GO): regulation of mitotic cell cycle spindle assembly checkpoint
Cellular component (GO): anaphase-promoting complex
Source: RefSeq, a predicted model, not a curated record